AUGGCAGCUUCAACAUGUGGCACGCCACUACAGCAACUGUUGAGCAGAUCUGCAUCACUGUUUCCCGAGAAGAUAGCCAUCAGAUCAGAAAGCGGUGAUAUCACCUACGCCGACUUGUUCUCACUUGUGCGGCGAGUGGCCUCUGCUUUGAGGGGUUCGGGCAUCGAUAGAAUGGAUCGAGUUGGAUGGCUGCUGCCAAAUCGCCUUGAAGCGCUUGCUUGCACAUGCGCUUGCUACUUCCUGGGCGCUGUAUCUGUUCCGAUCAAUGUCAGAUAUUCGUCAGAAGAGGUUGCGUACAUGGUGAACAAGGUCCAGGCCAAACUUUUGUUCGUGGAAGCCAGCAAGCUGGAUGUCCUGCAAUACCUCCCUGCCCAAAUGCAAAUUGUUGCAGUUGGUUUGAAAACAGCUGUUCACCACAGAAGGUGGGAAGAGUUUCUGCAGGCAGAUGGGCCAGCGAGCUUGCAACCAGUCGACUCCCAGCAUCCUGCAUUGAUUCUUUUCACCUCAGGUUCGACAGGCCGUCCCAAGGGUGUUUUGCAUUCUCAUGCCUCUUGUUGGGCUGCCAUCAACACUUCGGCAGAGAUGCUUCAGUUAGACGGUGAUGAGGUCGUGCUGGUCGGCAAGGCAAUCACCCAUGCGGGCGGACUGCAAACACAGCUCCUUCCAACUUUGCUGGUGGGAGGCUCCGUGGUACUCGCGAUGGUCCCUCCGCCGGCCAGGGCGGUAGAAUUGAUCCAGCGUUUCGAUGUGACCGUCUAUGCAAUGCUCGCAAGCUCCUUACUGGACUUCGUCGGACAUUUGGAGACAAAUCGCCAGAAGCUCCCAAGCUUGAAGAAAGUCGUUGGCUCUGGUGACAGCGUGCCACUGCAGGUCCAAACCAGAUUCCGCAAUCUCUUUGGCUUUCCAGUGCUGGAAGGGUGUGGAAUUACAGAAAUUGGGGGAUACUUCUCAAUGCAGCCGAUUGGGAAGGAAAGGCUUGGUUCGAUUGGCCUCCCAACAAACGGAACGGAGGUUCGCUUCGUUGACGAGGAAAGCCAUGAUGUUCCAGUGGGUUCACCAGGAGAGGUCUUGCUCAAAACUCCUUCUGCAGCCAUCGGAUAUUGGGAUGACCCCGCUGCCUCCUCUUCGCUCUUUGAGGAAGGCUGGCUUCGGACAGGAGACAUAGCCCGAGAGGACGAGGACGGCUACAUAUGGUUUGUCGGGCGCCGCAAGCUCAUCAUUGUUCGUCGAGGCUCCAACAUAGCGCCGGCCGCAGUUGAGAGAGUCUUGGCUACGCACCCGGAGGUGCACUCGUCGGUGGUGGUUGGAGUCCCCGACGAGUUAGAUGGUCAAGUGCCUGUUGCGUGGUUGGUGCCGAAGAUAGCAUCCUGCCCUCCCACGGUGACCUCUUUGAAAGAGCACAUGUCCGAACGCUUAGCUGCUUUCGAAGUACCUGUGAGCUAUUGGCUCCUCAACGAAAUGCCGCUGAACAGUGUUGGAAAGUUUGAUCGCGCGAAGUUGCAGCAAACAGCCAAAGAGAAACAUGAGAUUUUGCUACAGGCGAACAGGGCCGGUGCAUGA
Molecule: messenger RNA, 1560 nt
Organism: Symbiodinium sp. CCMP2456
Lineage: Eukaryota; Dinophyceae; Suessiales; Symbiodiniaceae
Source: the annotation of a GenBank genome assembly